Molecule: messenger RNA, 1360 nt
Organism: Fusarium oxysporum Fo47
Lineage: Eukaryota; Fungi; Ascomycota; Sordariomycetes; Hypocreales; Nectriaceae
Product: DUF1774 domain-containing protein
Exons: 4
Coding region: 164-1027 (287 amino acids)
Source: RefSeq, a predicted model, not a curated record
UAAAUAAUUCUGGGUGUUUAAAUACUUCUUCUCCCCUCCACCCUCUCCAUAUUCUCCCCCUAUCGCUUCUUCGACACCACACACAACUUUGUUUUGACGGCGAACUUCUUUCCUUUCCAUCGACUACAACCUCGAGCCGAGCUCAGCUCUACAGCCCUUCAUCAUGGCAAACUGGCAACAGUACAAUCCCUUUGGUAAGAGGGAAUCCCACUCUAGUAGUGCGAUCCUCACCUACAAGAUUCUUACUCUCGUCACCUGGAUCUUGUCCCUCGUCGUCACUGUCUACUACACCCUCAACCGUCCCGAUGAUGGGCACACGAGAAAUAGAAAGAUCUGGGAGCAGAACCACAUGUAUCGCACUGCCUUUACGCUGAACCCAAUCAUCACAUCCAUCUACUGGAUCGUUCUCUUCAUUCUCCAGGCUGGUUACAUUGGUCACCUAUUCUCGAGCAACUCGGACAUUGUUCACGCUGCUGCCAGCGUUGGAAGCCACUUCAUCUUCAACAACCUCUUCCACUUCGCUUUUGUCAUGCUGUUUGUCCGCUCUCACUUCCACUGGGCUGAGGUCAUUCUCGUUCUCAACUUCAUCAACCUCUCCUCGCUCUACUUCCGCCACAACACGUAUCCCCGAUUCAUUCAUACUCCUGUGGUGUCCGGACCUUUGGCUUGGACUUUUGUCGCAAUUUACUGGAAUGGUGCUCUGAUGGUUCCCCACCCCGACCACCUCGUUGCUCGCAUCUUUGGGAACAUCUUCAUCUGGUCCAUUCUUGUUUAUGGACUUUUCUUCAUCACCAUCUACAAGGAUUACACCAUGGGCUUCUCACUGAGCGUCUUUGCUGCUGCAAUUGGAGUUUCUCAGUUCCUUCACCAGGUGAUUGCUUUCCAGUGGAUCUUUGCCUUUGUCAUCAUGGCUCUGCUUUUCAUCGCCACUGUCGUUGUCGCUGUUCCUGCCGCGACUGGCCGCGAGAUCAACUGGCGCACUGCCCCUGCUGACCAGGAGCGUGCCCCUCUCCUCGCAGAGAAUUAAAAACAUCAAGCCAUGGAGAGACAUUACCGGGGGAGCGGCGGUGCCUUUCUCUGCUUGUCCAACUUUGCACCAUUUCCCCAACAUCGCGUCGCUAUUUCUGCAACUCAAGUCGCCUGCGGUCACUGUUUGUAUUUCUUAGCCGGCCUGUUGCAUGCAUGAUUCCAUAAGCCUUGUCGAAUACAGAGUAAUGAGAUAAUAUGACGUUGAGGAUUUAUCGACAAUCGUCAAACCCUGCAACAUGCGCACGUUUGUUACAGGUUGUAUGUUACCCAAAUUUAGGUAGUAAUUGGAGCUUCUUCUCAUACAAUACGAAACAUGGUUACAAAUGAUCAA